UCAGGGGCAACCGGGCGCCGCAGACCCGACCCCCGCCCCCGCCGCGCCCUCCGCCGCACUUGUCCUACUGCGCGCCCCCUGGAGCGCCGCGCACCCCUGGGACCCUUGCGCGUCCGGGUCCCCAGCAUAAACCCGGGAGCCUCGCGCGCCCCGGGAGCCCGGUACUGCCCCGGGAGCCCUGCGCGCGCCUGGACCGAGACGCAGCUCCAGGACCUCCGCUAGCCCCCAAACCUUCGCGCGCUCUCAGAACCCCGGUGCUCGGCCCGCGGGGCCGCGCGCCUUGGUGAGGGGGGCCCCGCCCCAAAGGGUCCCCCUCUUGCAACAGACGGAGCCCCGCCCCAGAGGGACCCCCAGGUCCAGCAGGGACGUCCAGCCACGCCCCAGAGGGCUCCCAGCAUCCCGCGGCUGGAGCCCCGCGCUCCAGAGGAACCUCCGUGCCCAGCUGGGGGCUCCCCGCCCGGCCGAGGGGGCGCCGCCCAGGAGGGUCCCCGCGUCCCGCGGGUCCCGGCAGGAUGCACGCCGCCCUGGCGGGACCGCUGCUCGCCGCCCUCCUCGCCACAGCCCGCGCCCGCCCGCAGCCUCCGGACGGAGGACAGUGCCGGCCGCCUGGAUCGCAGAGGGACCUGAACUCCUUCCUGUGGACUGUUAGGCGUGACCCCCCGGCCUACCUGUUUGGCACCAUCCACGUCCCCUAUACCCGUGUCUGGGACUUCAUCCCAGACAACUCCAAGGCAGCCUUCCAGGCUAGCGCCCGCGUCUACUUUGAGCUGGACCUGACGGACCCCUACACUAUCUCAGCGCUGGCCAGCUGCCAGCUGCUGCCACAUGGGGAGAACCUGCAGGACGUUCUGCCCAGAGAGCUCUACUGGCGUCUGAAGCGCCACCUAGACUACGUGAAGCUGAUGAUGCCCUCGUGGAUGACGCCUGCACAGCGGGGCAAAGGGCUCUAUGCCGACUACCUAUUCAACGCCAUUGCAGGCAACUGGGAGCGCAAGAGGCCCGUGUGGGUGAUGCUUAUGGUGAACUCACUCACGGAGACAGACGUACGUUCCCGAGGAGUGCCGGUGCUUGACCUCUACCUGGCCCAGCAGGCUGAGAAGAUGAAGAAGAGCACCGGUGCUGUGGAGCGGGUGGAGGAGCAGUGCCAUCCACUCAAUGGGCUCAACUUCUCCCAGGUUCUGUUUGCCCUGAACCAGACCCUGCUGCAGCACGAGAGUGUGCGGGCAGGAAGCCUGCAGGCACCCUACACCACGGAGGACCUCAUCAAGCAUUAUAACUGCGGGGAUCUCAAUGCUGUCAUCUUCAACCACGACACAUCCCAGCUGCCCAACUUUAUCAACACCACCCUGCCACCACACGAGCAGGUGACAGCACAGGAGAUCGACAGCUACUUCCGCCAGGAGCUCAUCUACAAGAGGAAUGAGCGGAUGGGGAAGAGGGUCAUGGCGCUUCUGCAGGAGAACGGAGACAAGAUCUGCUUCUUUGCCUUCGGAGCAGGUCACUUUCUGGGCAACAACACAGUCAUCGAUGUCCUUCGGCAGGCAGGGCUGGAGGUGGAGCACACACCCGCCGGGCAGACCAUCCAUAGCCCUGCCGCCUGGACCCCCGCACCCCUCCCUGAGGGGGCCUCGGCAAGCCCAGCCCCAGUGACCCCAGCUGCUGCUGUCCCCGCAACACCCUCGGCGACCCCCACCACCCCACCCGAGGAGGAGGACCCAGCCCUGUCCCCACAUCUCCUGCUCCCCGACAGCCUCAGCCAGCUGGAGGAAUUUGGGCGGCAGAAGAAGUGGCACAAGAGGCAGAACAAACACCAGCGGCCACGGCAGUUCAAUGACCUCUGGGUCCGCAUCGAGGACAGCACCACUGCCUCACCACCUCCGCUGCCCCUGCAGCCCACGCACAGCUCUGGGACCACCAAGCCCCCCUUUCAGCUCUCCGACCAGCUCCAGCAGCAGGAAGAGCCAGCGCUCCCCAGCAGCUCCGCGCCUGGCUACACGCGGCCCACCCUCGGCCUCCUCCCCGCCGUCGCUGCCAGCAUCGCAGCCCCCUUCCUGCUGCACACCCUCGGGCCCUCUUGACCCCCACCGCCCCAGGCAGAGAGGCCAGAGAAGCCACAGGGUCUGCGGCCAUCUCCCACUGCCCUUGCCCCCACCUCCAGGGGUGCCUGACCCCUCACGGGCAGUCCAGAUGGGAUUCGUUAGAACACUAAA
Manis pentadactyla (Chinese pangolin) is the source of this 2210-nucleotide messenger RNA. RefSeq names its product TraB domain containing 2B (gene TRABD2B). The record is from RefSeq and is a predicted model, not a curated record. Gene Ontology annotation, cellular component: organelle membrane. Gene Ontology annotation, molecular function: Wnt-protein binding; metalloendopeptidase activity. Gene Ontology annotation, biological process: negative regulation of Wnt signaling pathway. The transcript has 7 exons. Lineage: Eukaryota; Metazoa; Chordata; Mammalia; Pholidota; Manidae. Bases 513 to 2078 code for a protein of 521 amino acids.